AUGUCGCCACACGCAAUUCAGGAUAAUUCAGUCCCGACAGGGACAAACAACUGGUGGAAAGAAGCCACUGUCUAUCAGGUUUAUCCAGCUUCCUUCUAUGACUCCAACGGCGAUGGCUGGGGUGACAUCCCUGGUGUGGUCGAAAAAGUGCCCUACCUACAAUCAUUAGGCGUUGAUGUCGUGUGGCUGUCCCCGAUGUAUGACUCCCCCAUGCACGACAUGGGGUACGAUGUUUCGGACUAUGAAAACGUGCUGCCAGCUUAUGGAACUGUGCAAGACGUGGAGAACCUCGUGGAAGCGUGCCAUUCUCGGGGCAUGAAAGUCAUCCUGGAUCUAGUCGUCAACCACUCCAGUGAUCAACAUGCCUGGUUUCAGGAAAGCCGGAGUAGCAAAUACAACGACAAGCGCGAUUGGUACUUCUGGCGUCCGCCCCGAUAUGAUGAUGCUGGAAACAGGAUGCCUCCGAGCAACUACCGGGGUUACUUUGCCGGAAGCACAUGGACCUGGGACGAAAAAACAGAAGAAUAUUACCUACACCUCUACGCCAAGGAGCAACCUGAUCUCAAUUGGGACAACAAAGCCACCCGUGAAGCCAUAUACAACAGUGCCGUUCGAUUCUGGCUGGACAAAGGUGUUGAUGGUUUCCGAGUCGACACGGUCAACAAAUACAGCAAGCAUACCGACUUCCCAGAUGCCCCCAUCACAGAUCCAAAGAGUUAUAUCCAACCUGCCAUUGGCAUGUGGUGCAACGGGCCCCGAAUCCACGAAUUUCUGCGUGACAUGUACGACGAGUCAUUUGCACCUUACGGAGAUGUCAUGACGGUGGGCGAGCUGGCCAACACUCCGGAUCCAAAGAACGUUCUCGAGUACGUGGGUGCGUCAGCUAAAGAGCUGAGCAUGGUGUUCCAUUUAGAUAUUGGACACAUUGGCAUGGGGCCCAGUCUGGAGGAGAAAUACAUCUUGACUCCGUGGAAGUUGACAAAGAUGAAGUCCAUUGUGGAGAAGUGGCAGACCUUCAUCGAAGGGACCGAUGGUUGGACUACUGCGUUUUGCGAGAACCACGAUAAUGGACGUUCUGUUUCUCGCUUUGCAUCGGAUGCUCCUGAAUAUCGCGAGAUCUCGGCCAAAAUGCUAGCCCUGAUGAUGGUGACCAUGACUGGCACUCUAUUUAUCUACCAGGGGCAAGAGAUCGGCAUGAUCAACGCCCCUCGCGAAUGGCCUAUCGAGGAGUACAAAGAUAUUGAGGGACUCGGAUAUUACCGUGAAGCAGAGAGACAGAGUGCAAGUGGUGCUGACACGACGCGCAAAGAUCUCAUCAUGAAUGGUCUUCGCACAUUGGCCCGCGAUCAUUCCAGGUUGCCGAUGCAAUGGAAUGACUCCGCUCACGCCGGAUUCACUACCGGAAAACCAUGGAUGCGGGCUCAUGAUCUCUAUAGCGAAAUCAAUGUGAAGAGGCAAGAGGAUGAUGCCUCAAGUGUAUUGUCCUUUUGGAAAGAUGUCCUUCGUCUGAGGAAAGAGCAUCGAGAGCUGUUUAUCCAUGGUGCAUUUGAGGUUCUUGACUAUGAAAACCAGGAAACCUUCUGUUUUGUAAAGUCAAGAGGUGAUACACAGGCAUUGGUUGUUCUAAACUUCACGGACAAGUCGCAACCAUUCACACAGGCGAGUAAGACUACGGGGAUGAAGUUACUAGUGGGAAACUAUGAUUUCCCAUCUCAUGAUACCUUGAAGCCCUUUGAAGGACGUGUUUAUAUCUGA
Molecule: messenger RNA, 1755 nt
Organism: Penicillium brevicompactum
Lineage: Eukaryota; Fungi; Ascomycota; Eurotiomycetes; Eurotiales; Aspergillaceae
Product: glycoside hydrolase family 13 protein
Exons: 3
Coding region: 1-1755 (584 amino acids)
Biological process (GO): oligosaccharide catabolic process
Molecular function (GO): alpha-amylase activity
Source: RefSeq, a predicted model, not a curated record